Messenger RNA from Ilex paraguariensis (yerba mate), 1185 nucleotides. The record is from the annotation of a GenBank genome assembly. Lineage: Eukaryota; Viridiplantae; Streptophyta; Magnoliopsida; Aquifoliales; Aquifoliaceae.
AUUACCACCCACCGUCACUCUCAUAUUGUGUUGUCUAGAAAUCUGCAUUCCCAACGACACCUCCGCUCUCUCUCUCUCUGUCCAGGUGUUCAAGCUAAUCCAGCCUUCUUGAAGCACUGCCAUAAUUUCUCAUAAGUUCCCCCACAAUCUUUGCACAAUCAUGGCUUAUUUUGUCCUGUGUUUAGUACUUUUCUUGGCCAUGACUGGUCAUUCAAGUGCCCUCUAUUGCAUAUGUAAUAGUGGGAUGGGUGACUCAGCCCUUCAGAAGAACAUAGAUUAUGCUUGUGGAGCUGGAGCUGAUUGUUCUCCAAUCCUUCAAAAUGGUCCUUGUUACAACCCCAACACUGUAAAAGACCACUGCAACUAUGCUGUUAACAGCUAUUUUCAGAGGAAAGGUCAAAUUUCUGGGAGCUGUGAUUUUGCUGGCACUGCAGCCCCAAGCCAAACUCCCCCCAGUGGCCAAACUUCUGCAUGCGUUUAUCCAUCAAGUCCCAGUAAUGCAGGAACACCGUCAACCACACCUCCAUCAAGCAACACCCCCCCAUCAACCAGCACCCCCCCAUCAAACAACGGCCCCCCAUCAAACAACAAUUCAUCCAUCACACCACCCUCAACCACAUUUCCAGGCAAUCCGAGCGGUCCAACUUUUGGCCCUGUCCCUUCAGGAAAUGGCAUCAGCACAGACAACAGUGGCAGUGAUACCCUCCAUCAUAGCACCACAACUUUGCUUUCCUCUUUGACUCUAACCCUUCUGUUUUCAGCUUUGCUAUGGUUGAGGGUCUGAGAUGGGUGGGUUUAUGAUGUGUGGAUGAGAUUUUGCCACGUCGGGACGGGGGUAGAGGCUUGUGAUUGUACAAGUUUGGGUAGUAUGGGAGGAGGAAUCAUCUGGGACACAACUCCACUAGGGUGUGUUUUGGGUCUUCUUCCUCCUGUGUGAAAAGGGUUGGGAGAAUUUGAUUCCUUGAAAGUGAUACCCCACUGGGGAUAGAAGAACCUGAUCUCUUCUUUUUAGAUUUUUCCUUUUGUAUAUCUAUGAGAGAGAGACAGAGAGGCAGAGUAUUUUUUUUUUCUUUUCAAUUAUAUUGAAACUGUGCUACCCCAUUACCUCAGUUAUUAACUCUGUCUCUAUUAGAUUAACAGUAACUGAUCCAUCAGAGUGCAUUAUUAUCUAUAUUUAAUUAUUUA